CCAAAGACUAACCUCCGUGACUCGCUCGUGCCUCCCCGCGUCGCAGAGUCACACUUAACCCGAGUUGACUGGUCCUGUCCACGAUGGACAACAGCGACAUCUUGACCAGCACGUCCACCUUACGGGUCUCGAAUGCAUAACGAACUUGUGCUAAAUGAAGCCUUUGAAGCUUGAAGCUCCGCGUUCUUUCGAGUGCUCCAAACAUCGCAUUUUAUGCUAUCAUCGUCAUCACAGUACGAUCGUUCACGUUCAGUCACGGUGCACACAUACUUUGUGGCAUUGGUGCUUCAGCUAUAUACAUAACUGUACGGAUCUUAUGCUGGACUUUCCCGGUAGAGGCUUCGUGGCGAUGACACUGGAGGGGCAUAACGAAGAACGACUGCGGACGUGGGCAUUCAGGACCGGAAAAGUUGUCUCAGCGGUGGCUUAUGGAAAGGCGCUAGGUCUUUACCCCUUUUCUGAUGGCGUCGUGGCAGUGAAACUCGAUCAACGUACCUUUUCCGCUCACUUCCAUCUACAGCUGAUGAGGAAUCACCUGCAGCGCGAGCUUCAACCUAUCCUUAACAGGUUCAAGUCCCUCUAUAAUGGAGCGAGAACUUCUACCUUCUCCACAAUAACUUAUGCCCCGUCACGGCCCCCUCGGCUUGGAUAGUGCCGCCGUGGCCCCAGCAGAGGUCGCGGCUGUGCCAGCUAGUUCUCCUAGUCGAAACCGGUCGUCAGUUGUCGGAAACUCUAUGUUCCUAACCCCACUCAAGACUGCACCGCUCAACCAGUGGAUUGUUUUUUUGUCGACGUUAGAGCACUUGCAAGCCCAACGGUGAACAAAGGCGACGGG
This is a messenger RNA of Pisolithus orientalis, 835 nucleotides long. RefSeq lists its product as uncharacterized. Bases 155 to 652 code for a protein of 165 amino acids. The record is from RefSeq and is a predicted model, not a curated record. The transcript has a single exon. Lineage: Eukaryota; Fungi; Basidiomycota; Agaricomycetes; Boletales; Pisolithaceae.